CCGCCGAGUCGCAUAGUCUAAUAACCGCUGCGGUCAAGCGCGCUUACCGCGGAGGUGUGGGAAAAAGUUUUGCGUUACCCGCCAGUCGCCGCGGCCGAAAGCGCAGCGCAAACAAAUGGCAGCGCUCGGAGUUUCAGGGUUCGCCCCCGCGGCCUCCCUGCCGCUGCGCGGCGCCGACGAGGCGCCGGCCUGCGGACGGGCCCAGGCGCCGGACGCCCAGAAAUUGAGACAAGCUCAAGCCCCGCCCGGCCCGACGACGGCGGGCCCGUUGGAACACCGCUUCGAGCCCUACGAUUUCAACGGUGGUACUACAUUAGCCAUCUCCGGCAAGGACUUUGCGGUGGUGGCCGCGGACACUAGAAUGAGCACCGGCUACAAUAUUAUGACGAGAAAGUGUUCCAAGCUCAACGCACUAGGACCGAACACGGUGCUGGCGUCCGCCGGGUGCCAGACGGACGUGGUCUGCCUAGUGGACGUCUUACGUACCAAACAAAAAAUGUACUUCCACCAGACGGGAAGCCACAUGUCCACGCCCGCCGUCGCGCAGAUGCUAGGAAAUACUUUAUACUACAAGCGCUUCUUUCCCUACUACGCGUUCAACGUGCUGGCCGGCGUCGACAAGGAGGGCCGCGGGGCCGUGUAUUCGUACGACGCCAUUGGUAGCUUCGAGCGCGUCCCCUUUUCAGCGAGUGGGAGCGGCCAGUCCUACGUGAUACCUCUACUGGACAACAUCGUGACCUUCAAGAACCGGCUGGACGAGAAGCCCGAGCUCACGGCGGACUACGCCGUGUCGAUCGCGAAGGAGGCCUUCGUGAGCGCGGGCGAGCGCGACAUCUACACGGGCGACGCGGUCGAGAUCGUCGUCAUCACGAAGGAGGGGAUGACGUCCGAGACCUUCCCGCUGAAGAAGGAUUAGUCGAAGUAACGUAUCUUAUCAAUAA
Pelagomonas calceolata is the source of this 941-nucleotide messenger RNA. The record is from the annotation of a GenBank genome assembly. Lineage: Eukaryota; Pelagophyceae; Pelagomonadales; Pelagomonadaceae.